This is a messenger RNA of Zasmidium cellare ATCC 36951, 1209 nucleotides long. RefSeq lists its product as uncharacterized. The transcript has a single exon. Gene Ontology annotation, molecular function: zinc ion binding; 5-methyltetrahydropteroyltriglutamate-homocysteine S-methyltransferase activity. Lineage: Eukaryota; Fungi; Ascomycota; Dothideomycetes; Mycosphaerellales; Mycosphaerellaceae. The record is from RefSeq and is a predicted model, not a curated record. Bases 1 to 1209 code for a protein of 402 amino acids.
AUGGCGCCACCAUUUCGAAUGGAUCAGAUCGGCUCCUUGCUACGGCCUAAGGAGUUACUCCAAGCAAGAGUAUCUCUCUCGUCACCUUCGCAGAUGUAUGAAGUAGCAAACGACGAAAAGAUCAAGCAAGCAGAAAAGAAAGCCAUCGAGGAUGUCAUCCAGAAGCAGAUAGACCUCAAUAUUCGACCAGUCUGCUCGGGUGAGUAUUGCCGCCACAUCUUUUAUGGCGGCUUCUUCGAGACUCUGGAUGGCAUGACCCCAAUUCCUGACCUUCCAAUCCCGGAUGCUUUCAGAACGGACUUUCCGACCACUACCGGCCUGGCCAGGAUGGGCGCGAAGACGAGAGCUGCCGUUGUAUGUACUGGAUCGAUUCGGUGGAAGAAGAGCGCAUAUUUGGAAGAAUGGAACAUCCUACGCGGAGGAGUACCAGAAUGGCAGUGGAAAGAACUCAAGAUUACCAUGCCCGCACCAAACUAUCAGCACAUUCAGCUGAAGCCUGGAACUGCUUUCACCAAGGACUCCGGCUACUCUACCGACGAGCAAUACUUUCAAGAUCUCGGCCAAGCUUACGCUCAAGAGAUCAAAGCCCUGUAUUAUGCUGGCUGCCGAAACAUACAAGUCGACGAUCCGCAUCUUACUUACUUUUGCUCGUCACAGUUCCUUGGAGGCUGCAAGAAAGAUGGCGUAGACACCGACGCACUGCUGGAUCUCUAUCUCGAAUCUCACAACAUCUUCUUACGACAGAAGCCUGCCGAUCUCCACAUGGGAAUGCAUUUGUGCCGUGGCAAUAUGAGUGGCUCAACUCAUUGGGUGUCUGGAAGCUAUGACCAGAUCGCCGAGAAGCUGUUCACCAAGACGGACUACAAUACAUAUUAUCUCGAGUUCGAUGAGGUGGGACGAACAGGUGGCUUCGAGCCUUUGCGUUUCCUGCCCAGGGGGAAGAAUGUCGUGUUGGGGCUGGUGUCGACAAAGAAAGCAGAGCUGGAAGAUCCAAAAGUCUUAAAGGGGCAGAUUUAUCAAGCUGCUGAGCAAGUAACCAAAGGGCAGCGGGUUUCGGCGGAUGAAGCGUUGGACUUCCUGGCUAUCUCGCCACAAUGUGGCUUCUCGAGCUCUUCGCUUGCUGGUGGCAAAGACAUGACGAUGGAGAGAAUGUGGGAGAAGUUGGCGCUUGUCAGGGAUACUGCAAAGGAGGUUUGGGAAAGUUUUUGA